This is a messenger RNA of Phragmites australis (common reed), 619 nucleotides long. RefSeq lists its product as uncharacterized. The coding region runs from base 47 to 619 and encodes 190 amino acids. NCBI's taxonomy places the organism in Eukaryota, Viridiplantae, Streptophyta, Magnoliopsida, Poales, Poaceae. The transcript has 5 exons. The record is from RefSeq and is a predicted model, not a curated record.
ACGGAUCCCAACGCUCGAGGACGUGCAUCCUUACACCACGUGGAGUAUGUGUGUCCGGGUGUACCACAAAUUCCAUGCGGAGAGGUUCGCUGUUGGCAGGAAGAGGCUCAGCAUGGUGUUACUGGAUGAGAAGGGUAAGAAAAUGGCAGCUGUCAUAUAUGAUGACGAGGUGGAUCGUUUUGAGUUACUUGUAGAGGGACGGGUAUAUUAUGUGUGGCGGAUGUCCGCAGAACCAGUUAUGAGAAAUAAAGACUACAUGUUUGCAGAUAGUCACUUUGUGUGUCGUUUCACAUCAGUGACAGCACUUAAUGAGAUAAGAAAUGUGAACGAGCAAUUUAUCCCAUUAUUUCCACCGUUUAUGCUUUUUGACAAAGUUUGGCAGUUCACUCUGGAUAAUGAUAUGUAUGUUGAUGUCAUUGGCAUGGUUAUGUAUGUGAGUUCUAUGGGGCACAAGUACAGUUUCUACAAUCGAAAGAUCCCACUGAAAAAUAUUGUUCUAAUGCACAGCAGCUAUAAUAUUGUGAAGUUAGUUGUAUGGGACAAGUUAGUGACUGGUAAUCUAAGUACCUGGGAGAAAAUCGCAGAAGACCGUGCUAUUGUUGUGGCCACGAUAUCGUAG